UAUUUCUUGAUCAAGGAAGUAUCCUUUCUAACUCAUUCACUCUCUCUCCAUUUCUUCAACUUUCACUAAAAUUUUCCAUUAAAGCUUCUUGAGAUCUUCACUUAAUUAACCCAAACCUAACCUCCUCGAACUUUCCCUCCUUCCCUCUUUUUCUACUUAACUCAUAACCCUUCUUCUGAUUUCCCUCCUUGCUUCUUCCUUUUCUUUCUGUCUCUGUUUCAUAAUUAAUGGCAGGUAGCAGAAGUUUCAGUACUCUGCUGAUUGGUGAAUCUUAAAAUUUCCCCAUUUGCAUUUACACCAUAACCAACUGUACUUACAGCUUUUUUUCUUCCUUCUUUUACCCUCUAAAUUUAUUGCUUAGAGCCAUACACCAUUAAUACUGUUAUAUAUACUACUAGCACUAGUUAUUCGAAACCCAAAAAUUGAAUUAUGGCUAUGGUGGUGUAUAUGUGUGGUGAAGAGAAAUUCAGAAAAUCAUCCUUUAGAGCUGAUCGGAAGCCAUGGAUGCUGAAAGAUUACCUUGGAGAUGACAUGAGUUCAUGUUCUUCAAAUGGGUUCCGAUCAUUUCCUCGUCGACAAUGUUGUGUUACGGUUCGCAACCUUAUCGAGAAAGAAGUUAUGGGAUCCCGUCGGAAUCAUCACUCUAAACCUGCGAAACGUAUGAUUACGAGAAACCGUAGCAUUUCUUCAACUCUUCAAAAGGCUUCAAUGGCGGUGAUUAACGCUGUUAAGUUUCUUCCGUUUAAUAAUCCGGCGAAAAAUUCUUUGAAAUCUAGUGAUGGGAAAAACUUUCUUUCUAGAAGUUUCUCGAAGAAGUUGUUCAGGAGAAGUUUUUUCUGGAAGAAAGAAAAAAGUGGUAAUUUGAUGGUUAUGAAGAAGAGUAAUGGUGAUGAUGAUGAGAUUGAACGGUGGAUAUCUUCGGGGGUUGUUGGAACGGAGAAGUAUCAGCCGUUGGAUUUGUCUAAUGAUACGACUGUUACGAAUGUUUCAACGACGAGUGUAAGUAAUUACAGUGACGGUAAAAGUGAGAGUAGUUGGUCUGACGACAUUACUUUUACGUCUGAUUCUAGUGAAAACGAUGUCGUUGGGAGGAGAGAGAAAAUGGAAGUAGAAGGAGAAAAAGAAGUCAGCAAAAGAGUUGGCGGAAUAACCGGUCAGGAUUCCGUUGAGCCUGCGGUAUUAGCUAAGGAGAUGAAAUGGUUGAAUGUAGAAGAUGAAAAAGAACAAUCAAGUCCAAUUUCUGUAUUGGACUUUCCAUACAACGAGGAAGGAGGUUCUUCACCUUUUACCAUUAGAGCAUCCAGAAUAAAGGGGACUAAAGAGAGACUUAUGAAAAAGCUAGGGAGAUUCGAGUGUUUAGCAGCACUUGAAGCCGUUAGUUUUGAAACCCUAAUGUCCUCCACAUUUAUAGAAGAUCAAUCUUCUAAGUGUUCCAUCCAACCUUGUUCAACACCAAGCUAUGUCUUGUCUAGUGAAAGCGACGAAGAAGAAGACGAAGAACAAAGUCAUGAAAACAAAGUCGAAAAACAAGCACAAGACCUACUUAACAUUACAAAGGCCAAAAUACCAAAAAAAAUCACCCACAAAAUUGAGUUUGAAAAUUUGUUACUAGAUUUCUUUCGAGAAAAUGUUACCAAAAAAACAUAUGUCACGUUGCUAAAUGCGGCCGAGGAUUGGCUUAAUGGGCACUAUGAUAAGUUAAUAUUAGGGUGGGAAGUGAAGGAUAAGAGGCAAGCUUAUAUUAAAGACAUGGAAGAUGAAGGUUGGUGGCCUACAGAUGCUAAUUUACAAAAAGAAGAGGUAACAUCUAAGCUUGGAGAAGAGGUUUUGGCUAAUUUAUUGGAAGAGCUUAUUGUUGAAUUUUGCUCUUCUAACUCCUUUGCAGAUUAAUUUAUAGAGAAUUAAAUCUUGUCUCAAUUUGGCAUGUACGAAUUUCCUUAGGUAAGAUACUAGAUUUAAUUCUCGGUGCCAAGAGAUACUAUAUGUGAAUAUUUGGUAGGGUUCUAAUGGUAAAUUAGUCUUUAAUAAGAUAGGAGAUAGCUAGCACAAAAGAGUUGAUCUUCUAAUGUAAUGUAUGUUGUUCUUCUUUUUCUUUAUCUCAAGAAAAGAAGAUGGAGAUUUUUGGACUAAUUUAAUUUUUUUUGCAAUGUUUUGUAAAUGCACUUGCAUUUUGUGUGGUUAUUGGGUGCUAGUACCCAUUAAUAAAUGGUUUACUUAUA
This is a messenger RNA of Amaranthus tricolor (Joseph's coat), 2219 nucleotides long. RefSeq lists its product as uncharacterized. Bases 430 to 1890 code for a protein of 486 amino acids. Lineage: Eukaryota; Viridiplantae; Streptophyta; Magnoliopsida; Caryophyllales; Amaranthaceae. The transcript has 3 exons. The record is from RefSeq and is a predicted model, not a curated record.